CAGUCGGGUCUUUGACAGUUCAUUGUUUACAUCGAACACGUGCGUGAAUUUGUGAAAAUCUGACUCCUGGGGAUCCAUAUUAUCCAAAAAUCAUGGGAAAACGCAGUUAUGAUGGAGGGAAGAGCGCAUCUUCAAUAGCUCUGAAGAGGGCUAAAGAGAUGCGCAAGAGGGAGAAGAAGAAGGCACCCAAAGUGAAGGUCAAGGACAUUGGAGAGUCCUGUCUGUUGACUGUGAGCGCCAAGGAGAGGAAAUCCAUCGUUCUGCCUGACAUUCGCCACCUUCUGGCGAGUUCUCUGCUGGGAAACCAAUCUCCAGACGGUGUUCCUCGAUGGUGUCACCUCGAGAAAAUCGGGAAAAUCCCACAGACAGCUCUCGUGAUUCUGGAUGGAUUGACUCUCAAUCACUUUAUCACUCAUUUCGACUCUUUCGGUUGCUGCAAGGAGAUUUUCCUCACGAGACUGGACACAGUAAUGCCGCUGUAUCGCAAAGGGCAGACUCUUCAGGAGCUCACAGAGAUACCAAUCAAAGAGGUUCAACGAGAUGAGCUUGUAAAGAAACACGGAAGCCUCGAGAAAGCCCUGGAAGUGGAGAAUUUUCUAGUGGAGGAAGAGAGAAUCGAGAUAAAUCACAACAGAACGGUUGAGGACAAGUUUUCCCGGUUAAAACUGCUCUUGUCGCCUCUGCAGAUGAUCGACUCGAACUUCCCAAUUCCUCAAAUUCCCGGAACCUCAUCCGCGACCUGGAAUUACGUGUUCACGAAGGAUGUCUACGCGCCUGUAACGUCGCAGAGUCCAAUGUUCGCCAUGGAUUGCGAAAUGGUGAUGACUUCCUUCGGUUUCACCGAAGUCGUGAGGGUUUCAGUGGUUAACGAGGCUUGUGAGAGUAUUUAUGAGACAUUCGUGCGUCCGCAGCGUCCAGUGAUUGACUACAAGACACAGUUUUCGGGCGUUACUGCGCAAAUCAUCGAGAAUGCCACGAAAACAUUGAAAGACGUUCAGGAGGACCUGAAGAAUCUCCUGCCGGCGGACGCUAUUCUCGUGGGACACAGUUUGAAUGCUGAUCUGAAGGCUCUGCGCAUGAUCCAUCCCUAUGUGAUCGACACGAGCAUCAUCUACAACGUCAGGGAGGACAGGAAAAGCAGCAAAUUGCAGGAAUUGACCAAAAUGUUCCUGGACGAAACCAUUCAAAGCAAUCCUCUGGGCCACGACUCCAUUGAAGACAGCAUCGCGAGUAUGAAGCUGGUGAAGAAGAAGCUCUCCGGAGGCCUCCAGUUCGGUGAUCACUUGCUGGAGAAACUCCUGGACAAAGGCUAUGAUGUGGAUUCUUUGGGAGGACUCUCUGAAGCUGCCCAAGAGAAAACUAUCACGGGAAAUCUCCUCGGUCAUCUGAUGACUCAGAAACCAGAGGCAAGAAUCAAUAUCAUCGCCUCUCUAGGCACUUCUCAAGACUAUGAGAAGUUCUUCCCUCUGAGAUUGAGAGAAUCGGACAAAAUCUCCAUCAGCGUGAAGAAGAGCAACAAAUCAGCUGUGACGAAGACUUGUGCGUCUCUUCCAGAAGCCACGCUCAGCGUCACUCAUCUCGCCAUUGAGAGCGAGAAGCUGGCUGAAGAUCAGGCAAAAGCCACACUCGCGAAAGUUGACCAGUGGAUCCAUCAAAUCUGGAGCUCAGUUGCCGUUCAUGGACUCGUUGUGGUGAUCUUCACCGGAUCGAGAGAGUCCCGGAGUGGUUUGUCACUCGUGGAGUUUCGCAAGGUGGAUUUUGUAGAUAAGCAGGAAAUUAUAUCAAAAGUAGAAUAGAAAAGAUUUGAUAAAAUCAUGAAAUUUCUAUCUAAAAAUUGUGCUUUUAAU
Messenger RNA from Phlebotomus argentipes, 1847 nucleotides. Its product is annotated as RNA exonuclease 5-like. Gene Ontology annotation, molecular function: nucleic acid binding; exonuclease activity. The transcript is spliced from 2 exons. The coding region runs from base 93 to 1796 and encodes 567 amino acids. Gene Ontology annotation, cellular component: nucleus. The record is from RefSeq and is a predicted model, not a curated record. Lineage: Eukaryota; Metazoa; Arthropoda; Insecta; Diptera; Psychodidae.